AUGUCAGAAAGAACAUUGAAGAUCUUAAAUCGUGCAAGAGAAAAAAAUAUUAAAGACAAUCAUGAAGAAUCCUUCAGUGAAAUCGACACUAAUAUUGAAGUUCAAAAUAUAGAAGAAAUAAACUUGUCUAGUAAUUUUUUGCUUGAUGAAGUUCUAACGCCAGAGAACAUUGCAGAUAUAAUCGAAACGGCAGUUAUGUUGGAUGAGAACAAUGAAAAUGAGGACGAUGAUCCAGAUUAUACGCCAUAUGAUGCUGACUUAGCAAGUGACUCAGAUGAAAAAAGCAAAGAAGAAGAACUUAUAAAUGAGCCCAAUCUAAAGAAGAAAAUUAAAGGUAUUAGAAAACGUGAAGUUAAUCAAAAACUUCGAAUGAGUGAAAACGAUAGAAUGCCUCAGUCAAUUACCUCAUUACAAAAAAUAGCAAAUGAUAUAAAAUUAUCUUUAUUUUGCCCACGUAAAGAUUUGUGCGACCUUUGUUUUAAAUAUAAAAACAACAAUCUCUCUGAAGAAGAUUAUCAAGCACACAUAAGAAAAAAAGACUCAGCUGGAGAAGAAAAGCAGCGUAAUAAGGAUAGAACGGUUAAUGAAAUGGCUAAUGUAAUAACCAACGAUGUGCAGGCCGCAAUUUUACUUUAUAACCAAUCGUCAAGUUGGCUCUGUGUAAGAGUGUCAAAAAGAAAUCCUCUCUACAAUUCACUGGUUAUGCAGUUUAUGGCUUUAAAAGUUGCAGAUUGCAUUGAAACGAGUAUUAUUAUUAUUAUUAUUAUUAUUAUUAUUAAAAGAAAAAAUAGUACUUUAACUGCGACUGGUCUGUUGGUGCAUCUGUAUAAAUAUAUCCUACUGUGA
Molecule: messenger RNA, 846 nt
Organism: Psylliodes chrysocephalus
Lineage: Eukaryota; Metazoa; Arthropoda; Insecta; Coleoptera; Chrysomelidae
Source: the annotation of a GenBank genome assembly